AUGCUCUUUGAAACCCUCAUUAAUUCUCUCCACACAAACCUAAUCCUCCUCGUUCAGAAGGUCUGCAUCUCGCCGCCAACGGAGGUUCACCCCCGCUUCGAGAUCUUCUUCCCUUCGACUCCCUCCUCAUGUUGCCUGCAGCGUCCACUGCCGCCGAAUUUACAGUCUGAGAUGCGUGAAUUUACAGUCUUAGAUGUGUCCGUGGCGACCGAAUUUGCCGUCGGCGUGGUGGUCGUGGGGUUGUUCCGGGUUUGGGAGUUGAUAGAAGAAUGGUUGGUCUGGGUUGAGUGUGUCGGCGCGGAAGAAGGAGGUGGGAUUGAGGUGUCCGGGAAUAAGGGCUGCUUAGAUUUUUCUGCUUUGUGCUUCAUCUGUGGAUGUGAAGAAUUUGGAUUAGCCAAUGAAUGA
Messenger RNA from Striga asiatica, 405 nucleotides. The record is from the annotation of a GenBank genome assembly. Lineage: Eukaryota; Viridiplantae; Streptophyta; Magnoliopsida; Lamiales; Orobanchaceae.